This is a messenger RNA of Lycium ferocissimum, 1222 nucleotides long. RefSeq names its product single-stranded DNA-binding protein, mitochondrial. Gene Ontology annotation, cellular component: mitochondrial nucleoid. Gene Ontology annotation, biological process: positive regulation of helicase activity; mitochondrial DNA replication. The record is from RefSeq and is a predicted model, not a curated record. The transcript is spliced from 6 exons. Gene Ontology annotation, molecular function: single-stranded DNA binding. NCBI's taxonomy places the organism in Eukaryota, Viridiplantae, Streptophyta, Magnoliopsida, Solanales, Solanaceae. Bases 198 to 830 code for a protein of 210 amino acids.
UGAUAAUUGAAGGACCAUUUUCAAAAGAAAAAAAACUUAUAAAAUUAGGGCAAAGACAAACGGAACCAAAUUGCUGCUUAUACAAAUUAUAUAUAUACUCGGGUCAACAAACUCCGGCCCAAGGUGCAAACCCGACCCGUAUUAGAGUGUAUAGCGCUAAAACCCUCCUUGUCCCCUAAUUCUCCGUGCCUGCAAAAAUGAAUUCAGUGGCUGCUAAACUUGUCAAAUUAUUACGCUUAUCACCAGCCACCAGACCAGUGAUGGGUGUGCAAGGAAGCUCUAGGUUGUGUUAUUCAACUGGUACAUUUCUCAGUGAUGAUGAGCCUGCAAGUAAUAAUGAAGAUGUACGAAUCGACGAUGAUGAUUUUCUUCCCGAAAAACCUGACUUGCAGCUGCAAGGUGUGGAUCCCAGAAAGGGUUGGAAUUUUAGGGGUGUUCAUAAGGCUAUUAUAUGUGGCAAAGUCGGGCAAUCUCCUGUGCAGAAGAUAUUGAGAAAUGGACGAACUGUCACUAUCUUCACAGUUGGAACAGGUGGCAUGUUCGAUCAGAGAAUCCCGGGAGACAGAGACUUGCCUAAACCUGGUCAGUGGCAUAGGAUCGCGGUGCAUAAUGAUAUGCUUGGGCAGUACUCUGUUCAGCAACUUACCAAAAACUCCUCAGUCUACAUAGAGGGUGAUAUUGAAACCAGAGUCUAUAAUGAUAGUCUCAGCGGCGAAGUUAAAAGCAUACCAGAAAUUUGUGUGCGCAGAGAUGGGAGGAUUCGGCUUAUAAAAGGUGGUGAAAGUGUCAGCAGUAUCUCUAUUGAUGAGCUCCGAGAAGGAUUGCUGUAGAAGCUCAUUGGUAAAUUGUCAAAAUAUGGUAGUAGGUGGUUGGGAGAGGUUGGCGGGAAGGGGUUGAGAGGGAACGAAGCAACUGAGGUAGUGACCUAUUGUUGAAAUAUAUUCUGCAGUAACACAAAAGUUUCCUUAUUUCCAUCUGUAACUUGAAAAAUUUCAGUUACUAGUUUGCCUUCAACGGCUAGUUUCCAUCUUCUCGCUUGUAUUUUGUUCAGAAGCAGGAGAGAUGUACCUUUUGGAUCCACAUUAUUUUGUGGGUAGUUUCUUCAUUCGCCAUAGCUGUGUAAAAUGUUGUUCAAAUGAUUGAAAUAACUAGGUGUAACUGUGAAAGAAUAGGACUACUUGUGGAAUGAAGUGGUGGCUGCUAAUUCAUAGUUAAUCUUUUA